Molecule: messenger RNA, 735 nt
Organism: Guillardia theta CCMP2712
Lineage: Eukaryota; Cryptophyceae; Pyrenomonadales; Geminigeraceae
Exons: 4
Coding region: 1-735 (244 amino acids)
Biological process (GO): protein peptidyl-prolyl isomerization
Molecular function (GO): peptidyl-prolyl cis-trans isomerase activity
Source: RefSeq, a predicted model, not a curated record
AUGCGUGCGGUAGCGCUGCUCCUUGUGGGCAUGGCGGUGAUGGCGGAGGGUAGCAAGCAGAAGCUGCUUCAGGAGGAGCUCGAGGAUGCUGUCCUCACCAAUACAGGAAGCAAGAUCGCUACCUCCAAGCUCUACAGGACUGGAGAGCCCGUGGGAGACUUCCCCCAGCCCUCGGAUCCUCGCAUGAACCUCAAGUCUCCCAAGAAGUGGCAGGCAACCUUCGCCACCAACGUUGGAUCCUUCAACGUCAUUGUUCACCGUGACUGGUCGCCUAAGGGUGCCGACAGGUUCUACAGCUUGGUCAUGAACGACUUCUACGAUGGGGCCCGCUUCUUCCGAUAUGCUGACAACUUCGUCGUGCAGUGGGGGUUGAAGGGAACCCCUCAGAUCGACUCGCUGUACGAGAAUGGCGCGAACAUCAUGGAUGAUCCUCAGUUCAAGAGCAACACCAAGGGAAGGAUCACCUUCGCCACCAGCGGACCCAACACCCGAUCCACCCAGGUCUUCGUCAACCUUGCGGACAACACCUUCCUGGACAGCCAGGGCUUCACUCCCUUCGGUGAGCUGGCCUCCGAGGACGACCUCAACAUCUUCAUGAGGAAGAUCAACGCCGAGUACGGCGAGAAGGCGAACCAGAACAAGAUCAUCCACGAGGGCAACCAGUUGUACCUCAACUCUCACUUUCCCCACAUGUCUUACAUCAAGUCUGAGAAGGUGCAGGUCUUGGAGGAGUAA